AUGGCUAGCACCAACCCUCGAGAAGAGACCAUAGGCACCGAAGCCAGGCAGGGCGAGUUCGAUACCAAUGUCAUUGCACCAGCAGAGGCACCGAAGCAUUCACCAUGGAAAGCCUGGAUAUACCUCGCGAAUUGGUAUCCCUCGCAUUAUCCUCCCGAGGAGCGGAAACUGUUGAAGAAAAUGGACGCGUGCUUGUUGACGUUCUGUUCCUUUAUGUUCUUCCUGAAAUGGCUCGACUCAUCGAACAUAAAAAACGCCUAUGUCUCCGGCAUGAAGGAGGAGUUGCACCUCUAUGGAAACGAAUAUUCGCUGUUUGAUACAUUCUACAAUGUCGGCUACCUUGUAUUCCAAGUCCCAUCACUGCUCCUACUCUCGAGACCCAAGAUCGCCAAAUAUUAUCUGCCUACUAUGGAAGUUUUGUGGUCCAUUGUCACUUUUACUCAAAGUCAGAUGCGAAAUCGCAACGACAUUUACGGCACCCGAUUCUUACUGGGUCUGCUCGAGACACCUGUGGCUAGUGGUACCACAUACGUGCUUGGAUCUUGGUACAGACCCGAAGAGGUCUUCAAGCGCACGGGUGUAUGGUACGUAUCGAACAAUAUCGCUGUGAUGUUUGGCGGACUUAGUGUUGGUGGCAUGGCUGGUUGGCGUUGGCUGUUCAUCAUAGACGGAGUGAUCAGUCUUCCCAUUGCUUUUGCAGGAUUCUUCAUCUUUCCUGGUCUCCCAAGCAGCGGGAAGCCAUGGUGGCUCACACCUGCUGAGCACGACCUUGCAAAGAGACGCAUGAUUAACGCGGGAAUUGCGCCUAGUAAAGAAUUGAGCUGGACCGUAAUCAGACGCACCUUCACACGAUGGGAAUUCUACAUGGGUGUACUGUGCUACACUUUCUUCUUGUCAUCGUCCUACCCCCAUGGUCAAAUGGCUAUCUGGCUCAAAGACCUGGCGGCAAAAUAUCCAGGCGCAUACACGAUACCUCAGAUCAACACGAUUCCGACCGGUGCGCAGGGUGUGUCUGUCUUCGCUGCACUUUUGGCCACCUCUUUAUGCAUGGUCUAUCCGCUGUGGAGCAUCUUCAGCAUCGUGCAAGUAAUUUACAUCGUCGCCAAUAUAUCUUUGCUUGUCUGGAACAUCGCAUGCUACUAUCUCCUUGGUGUAUCGGCUGCUAUCACGCCGAUCCUGAUGCCAUUCAUCAACAUGGCUCUUCGCGACGACGCUGAAGCCCGUGCGGUUACCGUGGGCGCGAUGCUCACUGCCGGCUGGGCAGUGUUUUCGUUCUACCCCAUCACAGUCUUCCCCAUCAUAGAAGGACCCCGUUGGACAAAAGGCUAUUCCGUCAACAUUGCGUUCAUCUGCGGCUGCUGGGGCACAUUCCUCGCUAUGCAGUAUCUUUACAAAAAGAGCGAGAAGAAGCGCGCGGAACGAAUGGUUCGAGAAGUCGCAAAAGACGAAGAAGAUCUUGCAGCUGUCGAGAAGGAUGAAAGCGAGGUGCGGGAAUACCAGUGGCUGCUGCCUCCGUCCAGUCUCUGCUUUGCGCUGCCGAUCAAGCUUUUGGGCAGGGGCUUGGCUAAUGCCGGAUGCGUCGAGACAGCAGUUGCUUUUGUGAGUGGUCUUGCGCCUGCGGGAUGA
Molecule: messenger RNA, 1626 nt
Organism: Parastagonospora nodorum SN15
Lineage: Eukaryota; Fungi; Ascomycota; Dothideomycetes; Pleosporales; Phaeosphaeriaceae
Exons: 7
Coding region: 1-1626 (541 amino acids)
Biological process (GO): transmembrane transport
Cellular component (GO): membrane
Molecular function (GO): transmembrane transporter activity
Source: RefSeq, a predicted model, not a curated record